Molecule: messenger RNA, 1681 nt
Organism: Nelumbo nucifera (sacred lotus)
Lineage: Eukaryota; Viridiplantae; Streptophyta; Magnoliopsida; Proteales; Nelumbonaceae
Product: RING-H2 finger protein ATL46-like
Molecular function (GO): ubiquitin protein ligase binding
Source: RefSeq, a predicted model, not a curated record
GGUAGGUAAGCUGCAACCUUAACCUCUCGCUCGUAAGUCCACUCCCCUGCCUUUUCUUUCGCAAUAAAUGACUUGGGUUUCAUGUGAAAUCAACGAAAGAAAAGGAAAAGGUAUUUUAGCAUUAAACCAUCUCCCAGGCAACUCAUUUCAUCUCAAAUCUGAAGAAAAAGUUAUAUGUAUUUUUUUGUUUGAGACUUUGAGCCAAGAUAUUUGCUAAAAUCAGCUGGGUUUCGUCUCAUUGCAAAUAAAAGAAAUUAGUCCUUUUAGCCAGUUCGCAUUUGAGAGAUAUGAGUUGUGUUGAGUACAAGGCAGGGGAAAAAGAUGAUUUUUUUUUUAGCCUAGCUACGAAUGCCUUUGUGUUUGAUCUGGGAAAGCUGAAAACAAAGAUGGUUUUUUGAGCCUACCCAUCUCCUAAAAAUGUCUUGGAAUCGGAUUCAAAUGAUGGAAAAAGUUGGUCUUGUGACCCACCCACCUCCUCUCGCUCCUCUGCUUUCUCCUAUUUCUGCUUCCCCUUCAUCUUCAUUCUCAUCUCCUUAUAAUAACAAUAAUUACCAGAAAGAAUCAACUCCUUCAUCAUCAACUAGCAGUAGAAUCAGCCCUGCUGCUCUUUUUAUUAUAGUUAUUCUAGCCGUUAUUUUUUUCAUCUCUGGCUUGCUCCACCUGCUUGUCAGAUUCCUUAUAAAGCAACCGUCUUCCUCUUCGACAUCUCAGUCUAACAGAUACCCGGAAAUUUCUGGUUCUGAUGCUCUCCAAAGGCAAUUGCAACAGCUCUUCCAUCUGCAUGACUCUGGUCUAGAUCAAGCUUUUAUAGAUGCUCUCCCUGUUUUCCUCUACAAAGAGAUAAUGGGUCUGAAAGAGCCAUUUGACUGUGCAGUUUGCCUAUGUGAAUUUUCAGAGCAAGACAAACUGAGGUUGCUUCCUAUGUGUAGUCAUGCUUUUCAUAUUAACUGUAUAGACACAUGGCUCCUGUCAAAUUCAACAUGCCCUCUCUGUAGAGGGACGCUUUACAGCCCUAGCCUUGCCAUUGAGAAUCCGGUUUUUGAUUUUGACGAUUUAAGGGAGGAGAGUGGGUGUCCAGGCGAUGGAGAGGAUGGGUUUGCUUCUAGUCAGAAACCAGUGGAAAUGGAGGAAAUUCCUACCGAAAAGAGGGUUUUCCCUGUGCGACUUGGGAAGUUCAGAAAUUUGAAUAGUGGAGGGGAAGGAGAAAGAAGAGGAGAGACGAGCAGUAGUAAUUUGGAUGCCAGGAGAUGUUACUCCAUGGGUUCGUUUCAGUAUGUUGUUGGUGAUUCCAAUCUGCAAGUCGCCCUGCGCCCUGACAGAAACGGUGCCGGGGCUGCGAAGCUUGUGAAAGGGAGAGCAGCACAGAAUGGGAAUUCGUCAAUUGAUGCGGAUCUUGAGGGAAAGAAGCUCAGUGGUAGGAGUAAAGGUGAAAGCUUCUCUGUCUCCAAGAUCUGGCUUUGGUCCAAGAAGGGCAAAUUUCCAAGUUCUUCAGAUGCCCAUGUGGAUGUUCCUCCCUCUGUUAACAUAGGCAUGCCAUGGCCCGAAAGAACUCAGGGCCUGUGAAUUUAUUUUCUUUUGCAUUCUCUUGAUUAAUUACUCAUCCAUUAACCAAAAGAUUGUUGAGCUUGUAUUUAUAUCAGUCUGAUUUUUUUAUGCAAAUUUCUCUGAAUUAUGCUCCUCA